Molecule: messenger RNA, 4737 nt
Organism: Lipotes vexillifer (Yangtze River dolphin)
Lineage: Eukaryota; Metazoa; Chordata; Mammalia; Artiodactyla; Lipotidae
Gene: DNMBP
Product: dynamin binding protein
Exons: 16
Coding region: 1-4737 (1578 amino acids)
Biological process (GO): cilium assembly; intracellular signal transduction
Cellular component (GO): cytoplasm
Molecular function (GO): protein binding; guanyl-nucleotide exchange factor activity
Source: RefSeq, a predicted model, not a curated record
AUGGAGGCUGGCUCAGUGGUUCGAGCCAUCUUUGACUUCUGCCCUAGCGUAUCAGAAGAACUGCCGCUCUUUGUGGGAGAUGUUAUUGAGGUGUUGGCAGUGGUGGAUGAAUUUUGGCUUCUGGGAAAGAAAGAGGAUGUGACAGGACAGUUCCCCAGCAGUUUUGUGGAAGUUGUUACCAUUCCCAGUCUAAAAGAGGGCGAGAGACUGUUUGUCUGUAUCUGUGAAUUUACAUCCCUAGAAUUGAACAGCCUUUCCCUCCAUCGAGGUGACCUAGUGGUUCUCGAUGGCACUCCCACUGCUGGCUGGCUGCAGGGCCGGAGCUGCUGGGGUGCCCGGGGCUUCUUCCCAUCCUCAUGUGUUAGGGAGCUCUGCCUCUCCUCACAGAGUCGGCAGUGGCACUCACAGAGUGCCCUUCUCCAGAUUCCCGACUAUUCAAUGGGACAGGCCCGGGCACUGAUGGGGCUCUCUGCCCAGCUGGAUGAGGAGCUGGACUUCAGAGAAGGGGAUGUGAUUACCAUUAUUGGAGUUCCUGAACCAGGCUGGUUUGAAGGGGAGUUAGAGGGUCGAAGAGGCAUUUUUCCGGAAGGUUUUGUAGAGCUUUUGGGGCCCCUGAGGACUGUGGAUGAGUCAGUAAGUUCCGGAAAUUGCGAUGACUGCAUUACUAACGGUGAAGUAGAUACCAACACAGGAGGAGAGAGACAGCCAGAAGGGGAAGGUGAGCAGCCAGGCACCUACGGGCUUGCCCUCUACAGAUUCCAAGCCCUGGAGCCAAAUGAGUUGGAUUUCGAAGUAGGCGAUAAAAUCCGAAUCCUGGGGACCCUGGAAGAUGGCUGGCUAGAAGGAUCACUGAAGGGCAGGACAGGCAUCUUUCCUUACCGCUUUGUAAAGUUAUGUCCUCAAACAAGGGUGGAGGAAACCAUGGAUCUGCCACAGGAAAGCAGCCUCACCAACAUCCCUGACACAUCUUUGGAUUGUUCAGAGAACUUCUUAGAAGUGGAAGGAAAAAAACAUGAAUCUCAUGAGUAUAAAGCAGAGAAGUCCAACUCAGUUAUUUCUGAAACAUCCACUUCCCCACUGGAGCAUCUGACUUCUGAGUAUGAAGAAGACAAAAACUCUCACUGGGACGUGGGCACCUCAGAAGGGCCCCCAAGAAGCACAGGUUCACGGCACGAACAGCUUCUUGCCAAAUACUCUUCCACAAAGGAUCCUUCAGAGGUGGUCAAUGGCGUUGCGUCCCAAACUCCAGUACCUUUUCAUCCCGAAUUGCAGAAAAACCAGUAUUAUUCUCUAGGAGGAGGAAGCAACCCCCACCCCAACCAGUACUCUGACCCUCUUCCUCUAGAAGCAAGGACUAGAGACUACUCCAGCCUACCUCCCAGAAGAACAUACUCGCAGCCGAAAACCCUUCAGAAGCCAGUGCCACCUCUUCAUAGCACCUUUUCCCGUUUAGCCUCCAGGGCAGUCAGACCCAGCCAGUUGAGCCCUCAGCUCCAGGGCAUGGCGAGGUGUGUGAAAAAGCACCUCACACCCAAAGAAAAUGCUUCCAGCUUUUGCUCUGCAUCAGAGAGAUCAGAGAUGAAGCCUGGUCUCCAAGACAAGGCACCUGCUGUGGAAGCAAUGGCACUUUCACAGGGAGACGGCAACACGGACCUGGAUUCUAAGUUGACACAACAACUGAUAGAGUUUGAGAAGAGCUUGUCAGGGCCCGGCACAGAACCAGAUAAAAUUUUGCGCCACUUUUCAAUCAUGGACUUUAACUCCGAAAAGGAUAUUUUCCGAGGUUCCUCGAAGCUAAUCAUCCAGCAGGAGCUGCCUGAGAGGAGAAAGGCUCUAAGGCCACCGCCACCCCGUCCCUGUACUCCAGCAUCCACUCCUCCCCAUUUGCCAGUGGAACAGAGCCUGAGACCGGACCCACCCUUGGCAAUGCGACCCUCUCGCCCCGCUCCCCUGCCUCCCUCGGCCCAGCAAAGAACGAAUGCAGUACCCCACAAGCUCCUAACCUGUAACCGUCCUGGCUGGGAGAGCCUAGAAAAGGAGGGCCCUGAGAACAUGGAGAAGACUUUGGGCCAGACUCCCCAGUGUCCCUUAGUCUUGGUGAGGAUUCAGGAGAUGGAACAGGACUUGGAUAUGUGCUGCAGGGCUCAAGAAGAGCUGAACGUAGUGCUGGAGGAGAAGCAAGAGGAAUCACUAAGGGCAGAGACCCCUGAGAAUCUUGAGUUCUACGAGAGUAACAUUGAGAGUUUGAACAUGGAACUCCAGCAACUUAGAGAAAUGACACUCCUCUCCUCCCAGUCUUCAGCACUAGUGGCCCCUUCUGGGUCUGUGUCCACUGAAAGCCCAGAGCAGAGGAUGCUGGAGAAGAGAGCCAAGGUGAUAGAGGAACUUCUUCAGACGGAGAGAGACUACGUUCGGGAUCUGGGAAUGUGUAUGGAGCGGAUCAUGGUACCCCUGCAGCAGGCACAGAUACCGAACAUUGAUUUUGAGGGACUUUUUGGAAAUAUGCAGAUGGUGAUUAAGGUCUCAAAGCAAUUAUUGGCUGAUCUGGAAAUCAGCGAUGCCGUAGGACCGGUGUUUCUUGAUCACCGAGAUGAGCUUGAAGGAACAUACAAGGUUUAUUGCCAGAAUCAUGAUGAGGCCAUCUCAUUGCUGGAAAUAUAUGAGAAGGAUGAGAAGAUCCAGAAGCAUCUUCAGGACUCCUUGGCAGAUCUUAAGAGCCUGUACAAUGAAUGGGGAUGCACAAAUUAUAUUAACCUGGGCUCCUUCCUCAUCAAACCAGUGCAGAGAGUAAUGCGCUACCCACUGCUGCUGAUGGAGUUGCUGAAUUCCACCCCCGAAUCCCACCCAGAUAAAGUGCCUUUAACCAGUGCAGUCCUUGCAGUCAAGGAAAUCAACGUUAACAUUAAUGAAUAUAAACGUCGAAAGGACCUGGUCCUCAAGUACCGAAAGGGUGAUGAAGAUAGCCUCAUGGAGAAAAUUUCCAAACUGAACAUCCACUCCAUCAUCAAGAAAUCCAACCGGGUUAGCAGUCACCUGAAGCACCUCACUGGCUUUGCCCCACAGAUUAAAGAUGAAGUAUUUGAAGAAACAGAGAAAAACUUUCGAAUGCAAGAAAGAUUGAUCAAAUCUUUUAUCCGAGACCUGUCUCUCUACCUCCAGCAUAUCCGGGAAUCGGCAUGUGUGAAGGUGGUGGCUGCCGUGAGCAUGUGGGAUGUGUGCAUGGAGAAGGGACACAGAGACUUGGAACAGUUCGAGAAGGUGCAUCGCUACAUCAGUGAUCAGCUCUUCACAAAUUUUAAGGAGAGGACAGAGCGGCUGGUCAUCUCUCCCCUGAAUCAGUUACUGAACAUGUUCACGGGGCCCCACAAGCUGGUGCAGAAACGCUUUGACAAGCUUCUGGACUUCUAUAACUGUACAGAACGGGCAGAGAAGCUGAAGGACAAGAAGACCCUGGAGGAGCUGCAGUCGGCCCGGAACAACUACGAGGCCCUGAACGCCCAGCUGCUGGACGAGCUGCCCAAGUUCCAUCAGUACGCGCAGGGCCUCUUCAGCAACUGUGUGCAUGGCUACGCCGAGGCCCACUGUGACUUCGUGCGCCAGGCGCUGGAGCAGCUGAAGCCGUUGCUCUCGUUACUCAAAGUCACCGGCAGGGAAGGGAACCUGAUUGCCGUCUUCCAUGAGGAGCACAGCAGGGUCCUGCAGCAACUCCAGGUUUUCACCUUCUUCCCAGAGUCUCUUCCUGCCACCAAGAGGUCAUCUGAAAGGAAAACUAUGGACCGCCAGUCCACCCGAAAGCCACUCCUGGGCCUGCCAAGUUACAUGCUUCAGUCGGAAGAACUCCGGGCCUCCCUCUUGGCAAGGUAUCCCCCUGAAAAGCUCUUCCAAGCAGAACGGAACUUCAAUGCUGCCCAGGACCUGGACGUCUCACUUCUGGAAGGUGACCUGGUGGGCGUGAUUAAGAAAAAGGACCCCAUGGGCAGCCAGAACCGCUGGCUGAUUGACAAUGGAGUCACCAAAGGCUUUGUGUACAGCUCCUUCCUGAAGCCCUACAAUGCACGCCGCAGCCACUCCGACGCCUCCGUGGGCAGCCACUCCUCCACCGAGUCGGAGCACGGCAGCUCCUCCCCCAGGUUCCCCCGGCGGCAGAACAGUGGCAGCACCUUGACCUUCAACCCCAGCAGUGUGGCCGUGUCCUUUAGCUCAGGGCCUUCCCAGAAACAGCCUCCAGACACAUCUUCACUGACGGAAUUUGACCAAGGGACUCUCAGCGCACCCUUGAACUCAGAGAGCAGCCCUUCCAGAUGCCCCUCGGACCCAGACUCCCCCUCCCAGCACGGGCCCUGGGAUUCGGUAGACGCUGCCAGAGACCUUCAGCAGCCUGCUCCCACUCUGAGGAGCUCCCGAAACCCCAGGCAUCCAGAAAUGGCUGGUUACUCCGUGCCAGGGCGAAACGGGCAGGGUGGAGACCUCGUAAAAGGAUGUGCAAGAACAGCCCUGUCUCUGGAUGACAGAAACGGACAGCUGGAAGACAGCGAGGCGGAAGGCAACCAGGUCUAUUUUGCUGUCUAUACCUUUAAGGCACGGAACCCAAAUGAGCUGAGUGUGUCAGCCAAUCAGAGACUCAAGAUCCUGGAGUUUAAAGAUGUUACAGGAAAUACAGAAUGGUGGUUAGCCGAAGUUAAUGGGAAGAAGGGCUAUGUUCCAUCCAAUUAUAUCUGCAAAACUGAGUACACCUGA